GUGCCGAUUUAGCUGCCGCCGCGCCUUGGAGUCCUGAGGAACUUGGCUAGGCUGGCCCCGAGCGGAACCAGAGAAUGCUGAGGCUCUAACCAUGGAAUAUUCGGAAUGUCCCAUUCUAUGAAGGAGGUUUGCUGGCUGCAACAGGAAUAUUCAUGAACAUGGAGGGGUUGGUCAUGUUCCAGGAUCUGUCUAUAGACUUCUCUCAGGAGGAAUGGGAGUGCCUGGACGCUGCUCAGAAGGACUUAUACAGAGAUGUAAUGAUGGAGAACUACAGCAGCCUGGUCUCACUAGGUCUCUCUAUCCCAAAGCCUGAUGUGAUUUCCUUACUGGAGCAAGGGAAAGAGCCCUGGAUGGUUUCAAGGGACGUGCUGGGAGGAUGGUGCCGAGACUCGGAGUUUAGAUGUAAGACCAAAGAUUCAUGUUUGCCAAAAGAAAUCUAUGAAGUAACAUCAUCUCAGUGGGUGAGAAUGGAAAAAUGUCAUAGCCUUGUGGGCUCCAGUGUCAGAGAUGACUGGGAAUGCAAAGGCCAGUUUCAGCACCAAGAUAUAAAUCAGGAGCGAUAUUUGGAAAAAGCAAUAAUGACUUAUGAAACAACACCAACUUUCUGCCUACAGACAUCUCUCACUCUGCAUCAUCGGAUUCAUCCUGGAGAGAAACUGUAUAAAUCCACAGAAUGUAUGGCUUUUAAGUAUGGCUCAGAACUUACACAACAGCAAGAAACCCAUACUGGUGAAAAACUCUAUAAAUGUAAGGAGUGUGGGAAGGCCUUUCAUCACUUUUCCUAUCUUGUUAAACAUCAGAGAAUUCAUACUGGGGAAAAGCCCUGUGCAUGUAAAGAAUAUGGAAAAGCUUUUAUUUCUGGCUCACAUCUUAUUCAACACCAGAAAAUGUAUACAGAUGAGAGACCUCAUGAGUGUCAGGAAUCCGUGAAGGCCUUUAGACCGUCUGCACAUCUUAUUCAACAUUGGAGAAUUCAUACUGGUGACAAACCUUAUGAAUGUAAAGAAUGUGGGAAAUCUUUUACUUCUGGCUCAACACUAAAUCAACAUCAGCAAAUUCACACUGGUGAGAAACCCUAUCAUUGUAAGCAAUGUGGAAAAUCUUUUACUGUUGGCUCAACACUAAUUCGACACCAGCAAAUUCACACUGGUGAGAAACCGUAUGAUUGUAAGGAAUGUGGAAAAUCUUUUGCUUCAGGCUCAGCACUAAUUCGACAUCAGCGAAUUCACACUGGUGAGAAACCCUAUGACUGUAAGGAAUGUGGAAAAUCUUUUACUUUUCACUCAGCUCUAAUUCGACAUCAGCGAAUUCACACUGGUGAGAAACCCUAUGAUUGUAAGGAAUGUGGGAAAUCUUUUACUUUUCGCUCAGGGUUAAUUGGACACCAGGCAAUUCACACUGGUGAGAAACCCUAUGAUUGUAAAGAAUGUGGAAAAUCUUUUACUGCUGGCUCAACACUAAUUCAACAUCAGCGAAUUCACACUGGUGAGAAACCCUAUGAUUGUAAGGAGUGUGGGAAAUCUUUUGCUUCGGGCUCAGCACUACUUCAACAUCAGCGGAUUCACACUGGUGAGAAACCCUAUUGUUGUAAGGAAUGUGGAAAAUCUUUUACUUUUCGCUCAACACGCAAUCGACACCAGCGAAUCCACACUGGUGAGAAACCCUAUAAUUGUAAAGAAUGUGGAAAAUCUUUUGCUUCUGGCUCAGCACUACUUCAACAUCAGCGAAUUCACACUGGUGAGAAACCCUAUCAUUGUAAGGAAUGUGGAAAAUCUUUUACUUUUCGCUCAGGGCUAAUUGGACAUCAGGCAGUUCACACUGGUGAGAAACCCUAUGAUUGUAAAGAAUGUGGAAAAUCUUUUACUUCUCGCUCAGCACUAAUUCAACAUCAGCGAAUUCACACUGGUGAGAAACCCUAUCACUGUAAGGAAUGUGGAAAAUCUUUUACUGUUGGCUCAACACUACUUCAACAUCAGCAAAUUCACACUGGUGAGAAACCUUAUGAUUGUAAGGAAUGUGGGAAGGCCUUUAGACUUCGUUUACGACUUACUCAACAUCAACAAAUCCAUACUGGUGAGAAACCUUAUCAAUGUCAGGAAUGUGGGAAAGCCUUUGUCAGUGUCUCAGGACUCACCCAACAUCACAGAAUUCACACUGGUGAGAAACCCUAUGAAUGUCCGGACUGUGGGAAGGCCUUUAGACAGCGUACAUACCUUAAUCAACAUCGGAGAAUUCAUACUGGUGAGAAACCUUAUGAAUGUAAAGAAUGUGGGAAAUCUUUUACUUUCUGCUCAGGACUAAUUCAACAUCAGCAAAAUCACACUGAUGAGAAACCCUAUGAUGGUAAGGAAUGUGGGAAAUCUUUUACUUCUCACUCAACACUAAUUCAACAUCAGCAAAUUCACACUGGUGAGAAACCCUAUGAUUGUAAGGAAUGUGGGAAAUCUUUUACUUCUCACUCAACACUAAUUCAACAUCAGCAAAUACACACUGGUGAGAAGCUCUAUGAUUGUAAGGAAUGUGGGAAAUCUUUUACUUCUCAUUCAACACUAAUUCAACAUCAGCCACUUCACACUGGUGAGAAACCUUAUCAUUGCAAGGAAUGUGGGAAAUCUUUUACUCUUCGCUCAGCACUAAUUCAACAUCGGCCAGUUCACACUGGUGAGAAACGCUACAGUUGUAAAGAAUGUGGGAAAUCUUUUACUUCUCGCUCAACACUAAUUGAACAUCAGCGAAUUCACACUGGUGAGAAACCCUAUCAUUGUAAGGAAUGUGGAAAAUCUUUUGCUUUUCGCUCAGCAAUAAUCCAACAUCGGCGAAUUCACACUGGUGAGAAACCCUAUGAUUGUAAGGAAUGUGGCAAGGCCUUUAGACGUCGUUCAAAACUUACUCAACAUCAACGAAUCCAUACUGGUGAGAAACCUUAUCGAUGUCAUGAAUGUGGAAAAGCCUUUGUCCGUUUCUCAGGACUCACCAAACAUCACAGUAUUCACACUGGCGAGAAACCCUAUGAAUGUAAGACAUGUGGGAAGUCCUUCAGACAGCGUACACACCUUACUCUACAUCAGAGAAUUCAUACCGGUGACAGACCUUAUGAAUGUAAAGAAUGUGGGAAAUCUUUUACUUGCGGCUCAGAACUAAUUCGACAUCAGCGAACUCACACUGGUGAGAAACCUUAUGAUUGUAAGGAAUGUGGGAAGGCCUUUAGAUGUCCUUCACAACUUAGUCAACAUAAACGAAUCCAUACUGGUGAGAAAACUUAUCAAUGUCCGGAAUGUGGGAAAGCCUUUUUCUAUGCCUCAGGACUCAGCCGACAUCAGAGUGUUCACACUGGCGAGAAACCCUAUGAAUGUAAGACAUGUGGGAAGGCCUUUAAACAGCUUACACAGCUUACUCGACAUCAGAGAAUUCAUGACCUAACAUAAUUAAUGUAGGAAACUGUUCUCAUGCCAUUUGUCAUGGAUCAUCAGCAGAUUCCAUAUGUGGGUCAAAUACAAUGGAUGUGUAUUACUUCAUAUUCACUUUUUCCAGAAUUACGACUUUUUUUUUUUUUUUUGAGACGGAGUCUUGCUCUGUCGCCCAGGCUGGAGUGCAGUGGCGCUAUCUCGGCUCACUGCAAGCUCUGCCUCCUGGGUUCAUGCCAUUCUCCUGCCUCAGCCUCCCUAGUAGCUGGGACUACAGGUACCUGCCACCACGCCUGGCUAAUUUUUUUGUUUUUGUAUUUUUAGUAGAGACAGGGUUUCACUGUGUUAGCCAGGAUGGUCUCGAUCUCCUGACCUGGUGAUCCACCCACCAAAAUUAGGACAUUUAAUACUGAAAGAAAUUGAUAAUGAAUGUAGAUGAGUUUUCUAUCAUGAUUCAAAGCUUAUUGAAGUUAUACAAAUUCAUAUUAGAGAAUGUGGUCAAUGACAAAAGACAACCAUUUACUACCUACGUGACAUUAGGCUAGUUAUGUAAAUUCUCUGUGCCAAAAUUACUAAUUGAUAAAAUGUUGAUGGCAAUAGUUGUUUUUGUGUAUUUUUUGUUUGUUUGUUUUGUUUUGAGACAGAGUCUUGCUCUGUUGCCCAGGCUGGAGUGCAGUGGUGCUAUCUUGGCUCACUGCAACCUCUGCCUCCUGGGUUCAAGUGAUUCUCCUGCCUCUGCCUCCUGAGUAGCUCAGAUUACAGGCAUGCACCACCAUGCUUGGCUAAUUUUUGUAUUUUUAGUAGAGACGGGGUUUCACUGUGUUGGUCAGGGUGGUCUCAAACUUUUGACCUCGUGAUCCCCCUACCUCGGCCUCCCAAAGUGCUGGGAUUACAGGUGUGAGCCACCACGCCUGGCUAGUAAUAGUUUUUUUAUAAUAAAUAAGUGUGACUAUAUUUUUCAUGUUUGACUACUGACUUUGUUUUAAGCUUCGCCUUCCCUGUCUAUUUCCCUGUCUACUUUAGCCCAUAACUGCAAAGGUGGCUAAGAAAGUCCUUGCUGGAAAGAAAGCAAGCAAAACUAAAGUCUGUGCGCACCUUCUCCUUUGGAUCCAGUGGGCAAUUUAUAUUAGAAAUUCCAAGCCGGGCGUGGUGGCUCACGCCUGUAAUGCCAGCACUUUCGGAGGCUGAGGUGGGUGGAUCACCUGAGGUUAAGAGUUCAAGACCAGCCUGGCCAACAUGUUGAAACCCCAUCUCUACUAAAAAUACAAAAUCAGCCAGACAUGGUGGCAUAUGCCUGUAAUCCCAGCUAUUCAGGAGGCAAGGCUGGAGAAUCGCUUGAACCUGGGAGGCGGAUGUUGCAGUGAGCCAGUCAGUGGAGCAGUCAGAACACACACAGUGUUUAUCAAUUAAGUUUGUAGUCAGAACACACACCAUGUUUAUCAAUUAAGUUUGCUGUCUUAUAUGGACACAGUUUGUGAUGCCCUAAAACAAGUAGUGGUGCCUAAGAUAAUCAUAGGCCACCAUAACAGAUAUAACAACAAUGAGAAAGUUGAAAUAUUGUUGGGAUCAUCCAAAUAUGACACAGAUACAAAGUGAGCACAUGCUGGUGAAUAAAUGGAGCCAAUAGACUUGUUCACUGCAUGGUUACGUCAGAGGCGUGUAAACCAGAGCAACUUCUUCUUGAAUAGGAGCUGUGUAAAGUAACACUGAAACCUACUGGACUGCAUUCCUAGACAGAUAAGUCAUUCUAAGUCACAAGAUGAGAUAUGAGGUCAGCAUAAGAUACAGGUCAUAAAGACCUUGCUGAGAAAACAUCUUGCAGUAAAGAAGUCGGCCAAAUCCAAGAUGGUGACAAGAGUGACCUCUGGUCGUCCUCACUGCUAUACUCCCAGCAGCACCAUGACACCCAGCUAAGUUUUUAUUUUUUAUUUCAGUAGAGUUGGAGUCUUGCUUUGUUACCCAGGCUGGUCUUGAAUUCCUGUCUUCAAGCAAUCUUCCCACCUUAUGAAUAUAAAGAAUGGCCCACCUUGUCCUCUCAAAGUGCUGGGAUUACAAUCAUGAGCCACUGCACCUGGGACUUUCUUUUUCUUUUUUCUUUUUUUUUUUUUUGAGAUGGAGUUUUGCUCUUGUUGCCCAGGCUGGAGUGCAAUGGCACGAUCUUGGCUCACUGCAACCUCCGCCUCCCAGGUUCAAGCGAUUCUCUUGACUCAGCCUCCUGAGUAACUGGGAUUACAGGCAUGCUCCACCAUGCCCGACUAAUUUUUGUAUUAUUUAGUAGAGACGGGGUUUCUCCAUGUUGGUCAGGCUGGUCUCUGAACUCUGGGCAGGACUAAUUUAGAUAAGGUAGUCAGGAAAGGCAUUUCUUACAAGGUGGUAUUUGCAUGAAUGUAGACAUAUGGUUGCAUUUUAUUAUAUGUAAAUUACACUUCAAUAAAGUUGAUGAAAAAAAUCUUACCUCAUCGUCUAUGCACUUCGGAUUGUUGUAUUUCAUUCUAUUUAAAUUACACUUGCGUUUAAAAAAUUUAACACUUCUCUAAAACAUAUCUGUUGAUUUGUACUUUUACUAAUAUGCUUAUGGAUGAUUUAUAUACACACACACACACACACAUAUCUUUUAAGAAGGUUAUUUUAAGGUUAAUCAAUUGAGGCUUUGUCUCAAUUGAUUUUUUUUGAGACAGUCUCGUUCUGUCGCCCAGGCUGGAGUGCAGUGGCGUGAUCUCGACUCACUGCAAGCUCCACCUCCCAGGUUCACGCCAUUCUCCUGCCUCAGCCUCCCUAGUAGCUGUGACUACAGGUGCCCGCCACCACGCCUGGCUAAUUUUUUGUAUUUGUAGUAGAGACGGAAUUUCACCAUGUUAGCCAGGAUGGUCUCAAUCUCCUGACCUCAUGACCCGCCCACCUCGGCCUCCCAAAGUGCUGGGAUUACAGGCGUGAGCCACCCCGCCCGGCUCAAUUGAUUCUUUUGUCUCAAUUUGUAGUCAGUUGAGGUUUGUCUCAAUUUAUGGAAACAAAUCAAAUGUUUGUUCUCAAAUUCUUACUCUGUCAUUUAUUAUUCUCCAUGUUUUUGUAACUGCUUCCUUGGAGAUAUUUAAACAUAAAUAUAUACAGAGAGGGUGAAGAUGGAGGAGUGCUUUUUACAGUUCACAGUUGUCUUUUUCAUGUGUGACAGGUUUUUGCUGUGUUGCCCAGGCUGGAGUGCAAUGCCACAAUCUUGGCUCACUGCAGCCUCAACUUCCCGGGCUCAAUCGAUCCCCCACCUCAGCCUCCCGAGUAGCAAGGACUACAGGCGCACACCACCACACCUAGCUAAUUUUUGUAUCUUUUGUAGAGACAGGGUUUCACCAUGUUGUCCAGGCUGGUCUUGAACUCUUGGGCUCAAUUGGUCCUAGCACCUCAGCCUCCUAGGUGCUGGGAUUACAGGUGUGAGCCACUGUGUUCAGCCAAUACUCUUAACGUUUUUACUUUUCACUUUUAAAAAUUAACUCUUUUUAUGAAAAAAGUAGAAUUUUUUAAAGAGCAGAGAAAAGCACAAUGAAGACAGAAAGAUCACCUGUAUAUUCUUAUUGACCAAAGAUGAUCUAUUUGGGGUAAAUCCUUUUUUUUUUUUUUGAGACGGGAGUUUUGCUAUUGUUGCCCAGGCUGGAGUGCAAUGGCACGAUCUCGGCUUACCGCAACCUCUGCCUCCCAGGUUUAAACAAUUCUCCUGCCUCAGCCUCCUGAGUAGCUGGGAUUACAGGCAUGCACCACCACGCCCGGCUAAUUUUGUAUUUUUAAUAGAGACAGGGUUUCUCCAUGUUGAGGCUGGGCUUGAACUCCAGACCUCAGGUGAUCUGACUGCCUCGGCCUCCCAAAGUGCUGGGAUUACAGGCAGGAUCCACGUGCCCGGCCGGUAAAUCCUUUUAAUAGAGGAGUUUCAAUAUUUCUCCUCUGCCAUAGUAUUAGAAAGAAAAGAAUCAUUAUUGACAUCUUUACGACAUUGAGUUUUUCUCUUGUACCUGGUGUGUCUUUAUUUCAGUAGGUAUUCUUUUAUGUGCUUUAGUAAGUCUUUAUAUUUUUAGCAUAAAAGUGUACACAUUUCUUGUUUUACUUAUUUCUAGAUACUUAAUGGCUUUUGUUUAUAAUAUGAUUGGGAUAUUUUUUCUGUUGUGUAAUUGAUUACUAUUACUAUGUACUAAACUGUUGGUUUUUGUCUAAGGAUUGUAACAUUGAUGAACUACUUUAGUAGAUGAAAUGGUUUCUUCAUGAGAUUGAAUUGUCUAAAGAGAUGUUGGUAUUAUUUGUAAAUAAAAGUAUUUGCCUAUUCCUUUC
Messenger RNA from Homo sapiens (human), 7712 nucleotides. It is a transcript of the gene ZNF850, whose product is annotated as zinc finger protein 850. Gene Ontology annotation, cellular component: nucleus. Bases 153 to 3425 code for a protein of 1090 amino acids. NCBI's taxonomy places the organism in Eukaryota, Metazoa, Chordata, Mammalia, Primates, Hominidae. The transcript is spliced from 5 exons. The record is from RefSeq and is marked validated. Gene Ontology annotation, biological process: regulation of DNA-templated transcription; in utero embryonic development.